AUGGUAGAUUCAUCAAAGCCCACACUCGGUUACUGGAAAAUCAGAGGACUUGCAAGUCAAGUCAGACAUGUCUUCAACUACUGCAAGGUCGAUUUCAAUGAUGUAUAAUACGAGCAAGGUGAUGCCCCAGAAUACAGCAGAGAUUGCUGGAUGAGUGUUAAAGAGUCAAUUGGCUUGGAAUUCCCAAAUCUUCCAUACCUAGUAGAUGGAGAUGUCAAGAUCACCGAAUCUUAAGCAAUUCUAAGGUACGUUGUCAACAAAUAUGGUCCCCACCUCAAUGGUAAGACCCCAGAAGAGCAGGCAUAAGUUGAUCAACUUUACUUGAUUCUUGUUGACAUUAAGGCAUUUGCUAGCGGAAACUGCUACUCAACUGGUGACAAGGAAUUAAUCACCAAGAACUCCAUUGAUAAGCUUGCCGCUGUUGACAGACAUCUCAAGGGAAAGAAGUACUGCGUUGGUGAUUACAUUACCUUUGUGGAUUUCCAGAUUAUUGAGACAAUGGAUUUACUCAACUUCUGCUCCGACAAUAGAGUUUUCGAGACCUACCCAGACUUGAAGGCCCUUUACGAGAGAAUCUGCGAUGUCCCAGAAAUCAAGGAGUAUAUGAGUUCUGACAGAUUCGUCUCAAGGCCUCAUAACAACAAAGUUGCCAAACUUAACAACUGA
Messenger RNA from Stylonychia lemnae, 666 nucleotides. The record is from the annotation of a GenBank genome assembly. Lineage: Eukaryota; Ciliophora; Spirotrichea; Sporadotrichida; Oxytrichidae.